Molecule: messenger RNA, 1480 nt
Organism: Oncorhynchus masou masou (cherry salmon)
Lineage: Eukaryota; Metazoa; Chordata; Actinopteri; Salmoniformes; Salmonidae
Product: C-C chemokine receptor type 9-like
Exons: 4
Coding region: 77-1183 (368 amino acids)
Biological process (GO): G protein-coupled receptor signaling pathway; cell chemotaxis; calcium-mediated signaling
Cellular component (GO): external side of plasma membrane; membrane
Molecular function (GO): C-C chemokine binding; C-C chemokine receptor activity; C-X-C chemokine receptor activity
Source: RefSeq, a predicted model, not a curated record
GAAAGAGACACAGCAUUGAAGUCUCAUCACUGACUGGGUAAAAUGGAGUGGCCGUUGUUCACUGCACUCCCAACUGAUGAAACUACCACAAGAUUUCACAUCAACAUUAAUGUGGCCGGUGAGAGAAACUCUUCUUUCUGGAGAUUACACAGACGACUAUGGGACCUUCACUGAGACCCCAGGGGGGCUAUGUGACAAGAGCUGGGUGAGGGAGUUUCGGGGUCUCUACGAACCCCCGCUGUUCUGGCUCAUCUUCAUCUUGGGCGCUGUGGGCAACCUGAUGGUGGUCUUCAUUUUUACCACGGUGCGCCACCGCCUCAAGACCAUGACGGACGUCUACCUACUCAACCUGGCCGUGGCCGACCUUCUCUUCCUGGGCACGCUGCCUUUCUGGGCCGCCGACACCACCAAGGGCUGGAUAUUCGGCCUGAGCCUCUGUAAGCUCCUCUCAGCCAUCUAUAAGAUCAACUUCUUCAGCAGCAUGUUGCUGCUCACAUGUAUCAGCGUGGACCGCUAUGUGGCUAUCGUCCAGGUUACCAAGGCCCACAACCAGAAGAACAAGAGGCUGUCUGUCAGCAAGCUGACCUGCCUAGCUGUCUGGAUCAUCUCAGGCCUCCUGGCCCUGCCUGAGUUAAUCUUCGCCCAAGUCAAGCCUGACCAUAGGGGCAAUUCCUUCUGUGUCUUGGUCUACCCAAACAACCUCUUCAAUCGCACCAAGAUCCUGGUGCUCGUUCUGCAGAUCUGUGUGGGUUUUUGCCUGCCGCUGCUAGUCAUGGUGCUGUGCUACUCUGUCAUCGUCCGUACCCUGCUGCAGGCCAAGAGCUUCGAGAAGCACAAGGCACUCAGGGUCAUCUUCGCUGUGGUGGCUGUGUUUGUCCUCUCCCAGCUGCCGUACAAUGGGCUACUGGUGGUCGACGCCACGCAGGCCGCCGACACCACCAUCACGGACUGUGCUGUAUUGGAACUUUUCGAUGUCGCUGGUCAAAUUGCCAAGAGUCUGGCGUACACCCACGCCUGCAUUAACCCCUUUCUGUACGUGUUCAUUGGCGUUCGCUUCCAGAAGGAUCUGCUGAAGCUGUGCACCUGCGGCCUGAGCCAAGGAGGUGUCAGUAAGCUGCAGGCCGUCCCCAACCGCCCUUCUGUCAUGUCUGACACUGAGACUACCUGUGCCCUCGCCUUGUAAUCGUGCCCACUGAAGCCACACACACAUUCAACAUCACCUCAGAUCACAUAAUUUCAUUGGUAAACACCUCAUUCCACACCUUUCUUCUUCUAUGAUAUCAUAUGCUGCUUGGUGGGACACUCCCACCUGUUGCAUCCUGAGUACAUUGGUAUUUUACCAGUAUAGAAAUGUAAUUAAUUUACCCUGUGCUGACAAUCAAGAAACAUGCAAUACAUGAAAAGCAUACCAUUCUCUAAGACAUUGUAUUAAAGUGUAAAUUAUUGUAUAUAUACUGAACAAAAAAUAAACGCAACAUUC